Molecule: messenger RNA, 569 nt
Organism: Exaiptasia diaphana
Lineage: Eukaryota; Metazoa; Cnidaria; Anthozoa; Actiniaria; Aiptasiidae
Product: bromodomain-containing protein 9
Exons: 5
Coding region: 45-539 (164 amino acids)
Biological process (GO): regulation of transcription by RNA polymerase II
Cellular component (GO): nucleus
Source: RefSeq, a predicted model, not a curated record
AUUCAGAUUGUUGUUCCUUCUAGUCAUGUGCUUCACCUGCUUCUAUGUCAAGUCAUGAUAAAUCAAAGAAGAAAAGAGAUAGAAUAGAAAUGGAAGGAGAUGAUAGUUUGAUGGACAUGGAAAGACCAAUAAAGAAGAUUCAUAUUAAACCAAUAGAACCUCCGCCCAGGCCAAAACCUGAACCUGAACCUAAACCAAAGGCCAAGAAGAAACCUAAAGCUGAUCCUACAGCAUUACAGCUUUGCCUGGAGAAUCUUCUAACCAUUAUCCAAAGAAAAGACGUUCAAGGUUUCUUUGCUUUUCCUGUUAAUGAUGCCAUAGCUCCAGGAUACUCCAGAGUCAUUGAGAAACCUAUGGAUUUCAGUACWAUAAGAAACAAAAUUGACAGUGGACAGUAUACAACUAUUGAAGGUUUCAGGGAUGACUUUCAUUUGAUGUGCAACAAUGCUACAAUAUAUAAUGCACCAGACACCAUCUACUACAAGGCUGCCAAGAGACUUCUACUGAUAGGAGACAAAAUGAUGACACAGGUAUCCUGAAUAUACUAUCAAUAUAUCCUCGGCAAGCAA